Messenger RNA from Monascus purpureus, 1566 nucleotides. The record is from the annotation of a GenBank genome assembly. Lineage: Eukaryota; Fungi; Ascomycota; Eurotiomycetes; Eurotiales; Aspergillaceae.
AUGCGUGAAUCUGACGCAUCGAGUUCUCGUUCUCCCUUUGGCGUGUACUCGACCGCGAGACCUUCGACGAUCACAACUCCCCCGACGUCACCCGCUGGCUUCAUCACUCUCGCCCGACCCUCAGCGCUGGGCACAUCGGCUCCUGAACAGGUGGCUUUCAAUUUCCACGAUAAUGCUUUCUCGGCACGAUCGCACGUUGAACAUGUCGACGACAUGCUGGUCGGUGCCAGUGGCAAUCCCACCGGUUCAACCGGGAAAGGCAUCUUGAUCGGCCUCCUCUCUGCUUUUGGAUCUGCGGCUGUUGCCGUAAUCAUCCUCACCGUUUUCUUUUUCUUCAGAUAUACCCAGCGCGGGAGGAUCAUGCUCGACCGGCUCGGGCGACCAGGCGAAUAUGAUGAUGAGCAGGCUUUUGCGCGCGAGGAAGCCGAGGCCCUGGAGGUCAUGGAUGACAUCUCUAGGUCAGAGUAUUUGCGAGCGAAAGCUUUUGUUGAAGCCAACCCACCAGAAUCAAUGCAAACAGAUAUCUCUUUGUCCCAGUUUCUCGCGAUUCAGGAAAAGGGUGUCUCCGCAUGGGAAUUCCAGCCGGAACUGGAAAUUGCAAAUUGCUUUGUCGAAGCCCGCACCGAAAUCGAGUUUUUCGACUCCGAAUGUAGCGUACAGACUAAUCUGCCCGUUCCGAAACAAAACGAUGUCUAUUACUGGGAAGCGAAAAUCUAUGAUAAACCGGAGAGCACACUCAUCAGCAUUGGCAUGGCGACAAAACCAUAUCCCUUGUUUAGACUACCAGGAUUCCAUAAAACUUCUGUCGCAUAUCAGUCAACCGGCGAUCGCAGACAUAAUCAACCCUUCACGCCCACGCCGUAUGGUCCACCUUUCCUACAAGGAGAUGUGAUUGGCGUGGGCUAUCGACCCCGGUCGGGUACAAUCUUCUUCACACGCAAUGGCAAGAAACUUGACGAGGUUGCCCAUGGCUUGAAAUCACAAAACUUUUUCCCGUCCGUCGGUGCGAAUGGUCCGUGUACGGUUCAUGUCAACUUCGGACAAUUGGGGUUUGUGUUCAUUGAAGCCAAUGUGAAAAAGUGGGGGUUGGCUCCUAUGACUGGAAGCUUGGAUCCCCCACCGCCAUAUGGAAGUGAGCAGGGGAGCAUCUUACUUGAGUCUGGCCGGGAGAGCGCGGCUCAAAUCUCCCAACGUGUCUACCAGGAAGCCAGCCAUGGCCGGGCUAAUUCAACACUGCGUAUUACACCGUCCGUGAGCCCCGGCCCACUACGAUCACCGACAGAUAUCUCUCUCGCCCCACUAUCUCAUAUUCCUUCUAAUGAGGAUGUUGGAGAAGGCUCCAGUCGAGGUAACAGUGGGGAAAUCGAUCGUGAUGCCCUGUUGAUAUCAACAGAAGAGAUUGACCAAAUCCCGCCUCCGGAGUAUACAAGCCCUGGCAGCAGUCGCAGAGGCAGUGAGGACAGGGGCUCUGUUCCUCCAGGUGAACAACCGCCGAUUCCAAGCUAUGAUGCUGCUGUCGGCAUGCAAGAUAGAUCAACACCGCGGGCUGGCGGUGAGCAUCACUGA